This is a messenger RNA of Myotis daubentonii (Daubenton's bat), 4932 nucleotides long. RefSeq names its product CD47 molecule (gene CD47). The record is from RefSeq and is a predicted model, not a curated record. Gene Ontology annotation, biological process: positive regulation of cell-cell adhesion; positive regulation of inflammatory response; positive regulation of phagocytosis. Gene Ontology annotation, molecular function: thrombospondin receptor activity. NCBI's taxonomy places the organism in Eukaryota, Metazoa, Chordata, Mammalia, Chiroptera, Vespertilionidae. Gene Ontology annotation, cellular component: extracellular exosome; plasma membrane.
CGAGCGCGCGUGCGCGGCUCCGGCGGCUGCGAGCGGCUGUGCAGCGGCUGGGACUCGCGGGCGCGAGGCCGGCAGCCUGGGCGGGGGGUUCUGUUCGUGACGGGCGGCGGCGCGGGGUCCGGACUGUAGCCCGGCGGCUGCUCCAGACGCGGGCGGCGGCAGCGGAGGCGGCCCCUUCGCGGGCGCGAUGUGGCCCCUGUUGGUGCUGCUGCUGCUGGGCUCAGCGAGCCGCGGUUCAGCUCAGCUAAUAUUUAAUAUAACCAAAUUUGCAGAAUACACCACUUGCAAUAAAACUGUUGUAAUUCCAUGCCUCGUUAAUAAUGUGGAGGCACAAAACCUUAAAGAAAUGUUUGUAAAGUGGAAAUUCAGAGAUAAAGACAUUUUCUUCUAUGAUGGAGAGAAAAAUGAAUCCAGCCCCAACAGUAACUUUUCGAGCGCAUUCAUCGUUCCAGAAGCACUACUAAGUGGCAUUGCCUCUUUGAAGAUGGCCAAGAGCCAUGCUGUCCCAGGAAACUACACUUGCGAAGUGACAGAAUUAACUAGAGAAGGCGAGACCAUCGUAGAACUAAAAUAUCGUGUUGUUUCAUGGUUUUCUCCAAAUGAAAAUAUCCUUAUUGUUAUUUUCCCAAUGUUGGCUGUACUUCUGUUCUGGGGACAGUUUGGUAUUGUGACACUUAAAUAUAAUGCCAGUGUUACGAAGGAGAAAACCAUUCUUUUAUUUGUGGCUGGACUAGUGCUCACUACAUUUGUCAUUGUUGGAGCCAUUCUCUUCGUCCCAGGUGAAUAUUCAACGAAGAGGGCCAGUGGACUUGGUUUAAUUGUAGUUCCUACAGUGAUAUUAAUAUUACUUCAGUACUGUGUGUUUAUGAUAGCUCCAGCCAUUGGGAUGUCCUCCUUCAGCAUCACCAUACUGAUCCUUCAGGUGCUGGGCUUUGUGCUUUCUGUGGUCGGGCUAAGCCUCUGUGUCUCAGAGUGCACCCCAAUGCAUGGUCCUCUUCUGAUUUCAGGAUUGGGUAUUAUAGCUUUAGCGGAAUUACUUGGAUUAGUUUAUAUGAAAUUUGUUGCUUCCAAUCAGAGGGCUAUACAGCCUCCUAGGAAAGCUGUAGAGGAACCCCUUAAUGCAUUUAAAGAAUCAAAAGGAAUGAUGAAUGAUGAGUAACUGAAUUGAAGUGAUGGACUCUGACUUGCAGAGUAGUAAGAUGUGAAAGGAAUGCACUUAUGUUUAAGGACCCUGACCUUGACUCACUCACUGUUCAAGAGAAGAAAACAAGAAAAGUGACUCUCGUCUAUAAGAGAAAGUAAAUCAUUGACUUUUAAAUGGUUAUUGCAGUUACGUUUUUAUUCAAAGCAUUUGUGAUUUAGCUAAUAAAAGAAUUAUAAUCUGUGUUGUGUGCCCAAUUGCAAUCCAGUUUUUUAUUGUUAAUUUUCUUCGAUUAGGGGCAAAAGUAAAGUGGGCAACUUCCAAGAAUGAUGCCUUUCAGAUCCUAGGACCUCUUGACUUUUGGUCACCAGUGUAAAUUGUUUCAGCGUGAGAAUUACUUGGCACUAAUCUGGUGGUUACCCAGAGAUGUCACUGAAAAAUGGUGGCUUCCAUCGAACCUCAGGAAACUGAGGUUCACAGCCACUUUGGCAGUUAUGGUGUUAGCCGGAUAAUGGGUCUGCCACUUCUAGGUCAAGGACAUAGCAAAUUAAGUACAGACAGGAAUUUAGUUGGAAACAUUUGUGUGUUGCUUUUGUGCGACGUGACACUCUUGGAGAUCAUGGUGUUCACUCUUGGGGGUUGCCAUUCACGCAUUCUUCCUUCAAUAGAUAUAGGGUAAUUUUACUGAUGGAUGUCUUUUUCUUUUAUUCAUACAACCUUUCAACCCUGUCUUGUCCUCCUGUUGUUUGCUUCUGCUGUGCAAGAUGUAGCACCUUUUCUCCUCUUUGAACAUGGUCCAGUGACAUGGUAGCGUCAUUGCAGAAAGGAGCCAGACUUGUUCUCAGAGAACUGUGUUCACACGUUUCAGCAAAAAUAACGAUGGUUGUAACAUAUGUAUUCCCUUCCUUGGAUUUGAAGGCACAGUCUAUGGUGUUUUUUCACUUCUCUUCUGAUCUGGGGCAUGAAAAACCAAGAUUGAGGUUUGAACUGUGUCCCCUGCAUGGCAACAAAGUGUGUGUCACUGUCAGGCCAAUAGAUCAGCCCUCAAAAGGGUGGUUCUAUAGCUACUGUAUCUGUGUUGCAUGAUAUACACUCACCAUCUUCCUCCUGUGUCCUGCCUCAUAUCCCCCUGACUCCACGAUUGAAAAGUAAAGCAAAACCCCCCGUUUUCUACUCCGUUAGAAGAAAAUUAACGUUCUGACAGUGUGGUCACCUGGAGAAUGUUUAGGUUAUUAGCACUCGUUUUCCUCCUUUGUGGGUGUGUAUUUGUAUGUGCACGUGUAUAAGACAGGCACAUGCUUCUUCUGUGCAAACAACAGUGGGGUACCUACAGGGGAGCAAAUGCUAAUUCAUGGUUUUAGCAAAAACAUUUAAAAACAAAGAUCUUUAUUGAGUGGGAUUGUAUUUGAUGAGAAUAUUUGAUCACUUAAAACUUUUAAAACUUGUAGGUCAGUUGCCACGUCUUUUGACUGCUCACCAAUACCCUCUAAAAAUACUAGUAAUUCUUCCUGCUUGUGUAAUAAUAAGACAUUCCUUUUUGUAGUCAUAUUACGAAUAGUUAUUUCCCAGUCCACUGAAUGUUCCCAUGUGCCUCUUUAAUGUCAAAUUGAUUGUCAUAUUUCAUGUUGGGACCAAGUGGUUUGCCCAGGGCAAACCAGAAUUUAUGACCUGUGAUGCCUCUCAGAAAACCGAACACACUAUGAAGACAGCGCUUCUUGGAAAAACAGAAAAGAAAACUAAUUUUUCCCUAUUUGUGUUGCUGUCCAAAAUAUUAUAUUAUGUAGAGGGAGCUGUAUUCCUUUAUACAACUUGCAUGGGUCCUGCUGCUCUUUGUUUUCUGAAAAUAUUUAUAUUUUAGGAAUAUUGUUUGUUACUUUAGAAAACAAUUUCAUUGAAAGGAGGGAAAAAGCAGAUGGACUUGAAAAAGAUUGAAAUUCUUAUUCUCUACUAAGAAAAAGACAGCUAUGAAAAUCUUUAUAGUGAACUUCUUAUACACUAACAUUGUAUCUUUUAAUAUGCAGUCAGCUCUCCUUUAUUUAGGGUUCAACUGGGACUUACCCAUCCUUUGUGGUUUUUAACGCUGCCCAUCUUUGGAGGCAGUCACUGCAUGAGACAAGGCAGAGAGGUAGCAGGAUGAAUGCCAGAUGAAAGCAAGUCUCGUGCUGAGUCGUUGUCAGCUUCUCUGGAAAAGGGACCACAGCAGCGGCAUCCCUCUCGCUUGGGCAUCAUUGGGCCAGUCCGUUCUCAUCCCAUCAGACUUGUCAUGGCUCCCAACUUUCUGUCGCACCUAAUUAAAAUUGCCAGCAAUGUUUUGGGCAUCAUAUAUCUGUUUCCCCCAUAAUCUGCUUUUUGCUUCCUGAUCUCAUUUUUUCCAUUGAUUCUUCUGUCCAAUUUUAUUUAUUGUGUGUCCUCAGAGUGAUGCCAUUUGUCAUUUUUGCGGCAACCAUUUCAACCUUUCUGGCCAAAUGAAAUUUUCCCUCUGCCACAAAACAGUAUCUUUCAGCCCUUCCUUCCCCAUUUCUCUCACUUGAUUUGAAAAUUCCUGCAUAGCCAGAGCUUCACCCCCCCCCCUUUUUUUUCCCCUUCAGUGUCUUACAUACAUUAGAUACCCAGUAUAUAUUUGAUGAUUGAGACUUGGUUGUAUGUAGAUGUCCCACUAUUUUUAAUAGGGUGAGCAAGAGUUUUCUUUUUAGGACAAAUUUCACAUAAUCUGAAAACCUUCAGAGGUGGUGAUUUUUCACCUGGAAACUCCAGGUUCAUUCUGUUUAAAAUUUCUGAGAAUGUCAGAAUAAAAGAAUGAGUCUAGCCCAUAAUCAGAAGUAUUGAUCUUUCCAGGAUGCUGUAGUCACUUUAGUAAGUGACCAAACAAAUUGUGGUUUGAGUUAAUAAAGCUCAAAACUGAUGAGUUUACUCCUUCAUCUCAUAAGAAGUAAGCUCUAUUCCACCUCUAGAUUUCUCUUGUCCCAAAGUGAGUAUUCAAAACUGGACCUCUGUCAUGUUAUGUGUGGGAAUACAUGCCCCUUACCUACCUGUCCUUGGAAACUAGAGAAAUGAUUGUUGGGCAACCCUUUAUCUUUUUAUGACAUUGUAUUUAAUGGUGAGUAUGAUCAGAAAGUUUUACAUGUGUUGUAUUUUCAAUGUCACUAACUGCCAUCUCCCACUGGGGUCCUUUGUGAGUUUCCAUGGCUAAAAGGGAUAACCCAGGUACCUUUCAAGAGAUGAGCAGUGAAUGGGCAGUUUCCUGCCUUUGGUUUUUGACAGCUCUUACUUAUCAUUUAAGUCCAGUUCUCCCAUAAAUUUAGCUUUUAGGAAAAAAAGAAAGCAUUUUAAAUAAGCUUCUCUGUAAGGCAAUGUCAGUGGAAUCUUAGAUGUGUUAUUAGGGUUGGUGAGAAAGGAAGACAUUUCUGUUUUUAUUAAAUGGAGCAUUAUUUACAGAAGCCAUCGCUGAGAAUUAGAUCCCACACCAGAUGAAUGUCCAUCUACAAUCUAAAUAAAGAAAACUCCAGUGUUGCUAUGUGCAAGAUACUCUCUUGGGGGCUUUUUCCAUAGCAAUUAAAGGUGUGCUAUUUGUCAGUAGCCAUUUUCCGAAGUGAUUUAAAGACCAAAGUUGUUUUACAGCUGUGUUACCUUAAAGGUUUUUUUUUUUUUAUAUAUAUGUAUUAAAUCAAUUAUCACUGUUGAAGCUUUGAAUAUCUGCAAUCUUUGCCAAGGUACUUUUUUAUUUAAAAAACAUAACUUUGUAAAUAUUACCCUGUAAUAUUACAUAUACUUAAUAAAACAUUUUAAGCUAU